Ixodes scapularis (black-legged tick) is the source of this 1313-nucleotide messenger RNA. RefSeq lists its product as uncharacterized. The transcript has 4 exons. Lineage: Eukaryota; Metazoa; Arthropoda; Arachnida; Ixodida; Ixodidae. Bases 39 to 917 code for a protein of 292 amino acids. The record is from RefSeq and is a predicted model, not a curated record.
UGUCUCUCCGACGGAGCAGCCAUCACUUCGCAUCGACUAUGCUGAGUACCAUGCUUCUCAUGGCCGCAGUGGCCAGUUGGGGUCUGGUUAUGGCGAACCCUAGGCCGAACGAUGUCUUCGGUACCACCAUUGACGAGCAGCCCCCGAAGCACCAAGGUUCACUGGCAGACCAGAAGCCCUUGUCAUCUGGGACUUCACAGAGGGACGCCUGCUCCCUCGAUGACUACCUGGCCACAUUGACGCUCAGCGACAUGGAAAAGGUCAUCGAGCGCUACGCCAAGCUCCAGGGCAUGACGGUGUCCGGGUUGAUAAAGCAGCUCUAUUCCUCGUUGUACUCUUCAAUCAAGCGCAAGGUGGUCACCAAUGAGAGACUCUCCCCGAUGGCCCUGGAGGCGAUGCAGGAGCUCUGCGUGAGCGGCCUGGGCCCCGCCUACCAGGUGGGCCCCAUCGGCGGACCCCUGGCGUCCGGCAUGCCCGGGGUCAGCGGGUUCCUACUGCCCAACACCGAGUUCGCGCCCCUUCCGCCGCUCAAGACGCUGCGACCGCCGCCCGGCGCCAAACUGGUCAUCCAAGCUGGCCUCAACGACGUCCAGCUUCCGGAGGCAAGCAUCGUGGUGUCCCCCCAGAUGACGCUCCUGGAAGCGCUCCGCAGGGCCGACUACAAGCUCGCUGCGGACACCGGCUUGGGCGAAGGAGUGCUCCAGCUGGGAUUCUCGGCAACCAGAGCCUGCUACAUCGUCGAGGCAGUUGCUGGACUAAAGGCUACUCUCGACCGAGCCUGGAAGAUCGCCAUUAACGAUCGAUUUGGAAAGUUGGUCUUUGAAGACGUGUGCCUGCCUGGGAGAGACGACCUGGUUGUCCACCCGAAGAUGACCAUCACCUUGACGUACUCGGACGUCAAGAGGACGGCUGUGUGACGGAGCACGGACAACGCAGGUUACGGAUGCAGUCCGGACUACAAUGAUGCCGCUUUACCUCACCUGAACUAAGUUAUGCGACUCCACCUUAUGCUCUGGACCUCUCAGCGACCCGUAAUAAAUGCACCAUCGCGAGGCCGACAACGGAGCGCCUAAACGAGGCGCCAGGUUAUUUUCAUCUUUGGAAGGACGGCUAGUCGCACGUCGAGCCCUUCUUCGGCUGGUUCACCAAAACGGUCCGCGCCCGCUUCACGCUGCCAUGUGAAGGGCUAUAAAGCGCAUCCUUCGGUUGUGAUGUCAUGGCUGGCGGGUUUGUCGGCGCAGUGUUGACAACAAAAAAAAGUGGUGGAAGAUGAUGGAGAAGCACCAAUAAACAAUGUACUAAAUGGCAAUAGA